This is a messenger RNA of Phascolarctos cinereus (koala), 3876 nucleotides long. It is a transcript of the gene FBXW7, whose product is annotated as F-box and WD repeat domain containing 7. Gene Ontology annotation, molecular function: ubiquitin binding. Gene Ontology annotation, cellular component: nucleus; cytoplasm. NCBI's taxonomy places the organism in Eukaryota, Metazoa, Chordata, Mammalia, Diprotodontia, Phascolarctidae. The record is from RefSeq and is a predicted model, not a curated record. Gene Ontology annotation, biological process: proteasome-mediated ubiquitin-dependent protein catabolic process; ubiquitin recycling.
UGUGGCCUACUGGAUAGGGCACUCGACCUGAAGUCAGGAGAUCUGUUCCUAAUUCUUCCACUGAUUUGCAGUUUGACUUUGGGCAAAAUGUGAAAACCUUUGCAUCUUCAGAUAGUCUAACCAAGGUCCAAGAAGUAGCAAGCUGGCUUUUGGAAAUGAAUCAAGAACUGCUGUCUGUGGGCAGCAAGAGGAGACGAACUGGAGGCUCUCUAAGAGGUAAUUCUUCCUCAAGCCAGGUAGAUGAGGAUCAGAUGAAUCGAGUUGUGGAGGAGGAACAACAUCAGCACCAACAUUUACGACAAGAGGAGGAACACAUUGCAAGGAACGGGGAAGUUAUUGGUGCAGAACCCAGACAUGGAGACCAAAAUGAUUCCCAGCAAGAACACUUAGAAGAAAAUAAUAAUCGGUUUAUUUCAGUAGAUGAAGAAUCCACAGGUAUCCAAGAAGAACAGGAGGAUGAUGAGGAACAUGCUGGUGAACAAGAUGAAGAGGACGAAGAGGAGGAGGAAAUGGACCAGGAGAGUGAUGAUUUUGAUCAGUCUGAUGACAGUAGCAGAGAAGAUGAACACACAAAUAGUAACAGUGUCACAAAUUCCAAUAGUAUCAUGGACUUGCCUAUUCACCAACUUUCCUCCCCUUUCUAUACAAAGACAUCAAAAAUGAAAAGAAAGUUGGACCAUGGUUCUGAGGUCCGGUCAUUUUCUUUGGGAAAGAAACCAUGCAAAGUCUCAGAAUAUACAAGCACUACUGGCCUGGUGCCAUGCUCAGCAACACCUACCACGUUUGGGGACCUCAGAGCGGCCAAUGGCCAAGGUCAGCAAAGGCGCCGAAUUACAUCUGUCCAGCCACCUACAGGCCUUCAGGAAUGGCUGAAAAUGUUUCAGAGCUGGAGUGGACCAGAGAAACUGCUUGCUUUAGAUGAACUUAUUGAUAGUUGUGAACCAACACAAGUAAAGCAUAUGAUGCAAGUAAUAGAACCUCAGUUUCAGCGAGACUUCAUUUCGUUGCUCCCCAAAGAGUUGGCACUUUAUGUGCUUUCAUUCCUGGAACCCAAGGACCUGCUGCAAGCAGCUCAGACAUGCCGAUACUGGAGAAUUCUGGCUGAAGACAACCUUCUCUGGAGAGAGAAAUGCAAAGAAGAGGGAAUUGAUGAACCGCUGCACAUCAAAAGAAGAAAAAUCAUAAAGCCAGGUUUCAUACAUAGUCCGUGGAAAAGUGCAUAUAUAAGGCAACACAGAAUUGAUACAAACUGGCGGCGAGGAGAACUGAAAUCUCCAAAGGUGCUCAAAGGACAUGAUGAUCAUGUGAUCACAUGCUUACAGUUUUGUGGAAACAGGAUAGUUAGUGGUUCUGAUGACAACACUCUGAAAGUUUGGUCAGCAAUCACAGGCAAAUGUUUGAGAACAUUAGUAGGACACACUGGUGGAGUAUGGUCAUCACAAAUGAGAGACAACAUCAUCAUCAGUGGAUCUACUGACCGUACUCUUAAAGUGUGGAAUGCAGAGACUGGAGAAUGUAUACACACUUUAUAUGGACAUACCUCCACUGUUCGUUGUAUGCACCUCCAUGAAAAGCGUGUUGUCAGCGGUUCUCGAGAUGCUACACUUAGGGUUUGGGACAUUGAGACAGGCCAGUGUUUACACGUCCUCAUGGGUCAUGUUGCUGCAGUCCGAUGUGUUCAGUAUGAUGGCAGGAGGGUUGUUAGUGGAGCAUAUGAUUUCAUGGUGAAGGUGUGGGAUCCAGAGACUGAGACUUGUCUACACACGCUGCAAGGGCAUACUAAUAGAGUAUAUUCAUUGCAGUUUGAUGGCAUCCAUGUGGUGAGUGGAUCUCUUGAUACUUCAAUCCGUGUCUGGGAUGUGGAAACAGGGAACUGCAUUCACACAUUAACAGGCCAUCAGUCAUUAACUAGUGGAAUGGAGCUCAAGGACAAUAUUCUUGUCUCUGGAAAUGCAGAUUCCACAGUUAAAAUCUGGGAUAUAAAAACAGGACAGUGUUUACAGACGUUGCAAGGUCCCAACAAACAUCAGAGUGCUGUGACCUGUUUACAGUUCAACAAGAACUUUGUAAUUACCAGCUCAGAUGAUGGGACUGUAAAACUGUGGGACUUGAAAACGGGUGAAUUUAUCCGAAACCUAGUCACAUUGGAGAGUGGGGGGAGCGGGGGAGUCGUGUGGCGGAUCAGAGCCUCUAACACAAAGUGGUGUGUGCAGUUGGAAGCCGCAAUGGGACUGAGGAAACAAAGCUGCUGGUGCUGGACUUUGAUGUGGACAUGAAGUGAAGAGCAGAAAAGAUGAAUUUGUCCAAACAUGUAGAAGAUGUACUCCCUGCCCUUCCCCCCUGCAAAAAAAAAAAUCCCUUGUUCUCCGUGGUGCAGGAUGUUGGCUUGGGGCAACAGAGUGUAGAGACCUACAGACGAAAGGGAAGACGACGAGAUGACAAACCAUACCUGACAAGCAAGGCAUCUGCUGUCUCAUCAUGUACAAGGCUUCACUUUGGACUGGGGGCAGCUUUGCAAAAUGUGACUUUCUAAAUCAAACCAGGUGCAAUUAUUUCUUUAUUUUCCUCUCAAGUGGUCAUUGGGCAGUGCGAUGCUGAAACCUUGUUCCAAAUCCUGCUAACCUGUUCUUUUACCACCGAGGUCUAGAAAGGAGCUGCAAUAACAUCGAAAUGUGGGCUGGUUGCCUUUUCACAUUAGAGCAUCUGCAACAAAAAAGUCAUUUCUGGAGUGGAAAAGCUAAAAGUUUUUACUGUGAAUUGUUUUUGUACAGUUAUCAUAAAAAAGCUUUUUUUUUUUUUGCCAACCAUUGCCAAUGUCAAUCAAUCACAGUAUUAGCCUCUGUUAAACUAUUUACUGUUGCUUCCAUUUACACUCUUCAAUGCAUAUGUUGCUCUGAGGUGGCAAGUUGUCCUGGGUUCUGUGAGUCCUGAGAUGGAUUUAAUUCUCGAUGCUGGUGCUAGAAGUAGGUCUUCAAACAUGGGAUUGUUGUCCCACCCCUGUACUGUAUUCCCAGUGGCCAAACUUAUUUAUGCUGCUAAAUGAAAGAGAAAAAAAAGCAAAUUAUUUUUUUUUAUUUUUUUUCUGCUGUGACGUUUUAGUCCCAGACUGAAUUCCAAAUUUGCUCUAGUUUGGUUACGGAAAAAAAAAAGACUUUUUGCCACUGAAACUUGAGCCAUCUGUGCCUCUAAGAGGCUGAGAGUGGAAGAGUUUCAGACAAUAAAGAGUGAAGUUUGCCUGCAAGUAAAGAAUUGAGAGUGUGUGCAAAGCUUAUUUUCUUUUUUCUUUUCUGGGCAAAAAUGAAAAACACAUUCCUUAGAACAAAGCUAUUCCAGCCUGUUCUGUUGGGAAACUUUUCUUUUUGAGGGCUGUGGUGAAUGGAAUGAACAUACAUAAUAAAACUGACAAAAUAUUUUUUAAAACUAUAAAACACAAAAUGAAAAUAAAGUUGCUGGUCAGUCUUAGUGUUCUACAGUAUUUGGGAAAAAACAACUGUUACAGUUUUAUUGCUGUGAGUAACUGACAAAGCAGAAACGAUUCCGUUUUUGUAGUAAAGGCGUCACAUGCAAACAAACAAAAUGAAUGAAUAAGUGGAAUGGUUUUGCCUCAUUCUCCAAGAGCCACAACUCAAGCUGAACUGUGAAAGUGGUUUAACACUGUAUCCUAGGCGAUCUUGUUUUUUUAUUCCUCCUCCUGUUUUUUGUUUUAUUUAUAGUCUGAUUUAAAACAAUCAGAUUCCAGUUGGUUAAUUUAGUUAUGUAACAACCUGACAUGAGGGAGGAAAACAACCUUUAAAGGGAUUGUGUCUAUGGUUUGAUUCACUUAGAAAUUUUAUUUUCUUAUAACUUAAGUGCAAUAAAAUGUGUUUUUUCAUGUUA